AUGGGAAAACGCAAGGAACUCAAGGAUGGUGAUGUCGACAUGGGAGGCACCGGGCGCCCCGUGGACGAUGAUGAGUCGGACGAGGAUAUUGAUAUGGUGAAUGUGGAUUUCGAAUGGUUCGAUCCUCAACCCGCAGUUGACUUUCACGGACUUAAGAAUCUCCUCCGGCAAUUAUUCGAUUCCGAUGCUCAGAUCUUCGACCUGUCCGCCUUGGCGGACUUGAUUCUCUCACAGCCCUUGCUCGGAUCAACGGUGAAAGUCGAUGGCAACGAGUCGGAUCCCUAUGCCUUCUUGACUGUGCUGAACCUGCAGGAGCACAAGGAUAAACCUGUCAUCAAAGACUUGACCUCCUACUUGCAGAGCAAGGCAUCCUCCAAUGCUUCUCUCGCCCCUCUGGCUCAGCUUCUCUCCCAGAACCCAAUUCCACCCGUCGGUCUGAUCCUCACCGAGCGCCUAAUCAACAUGCCCUCUGAGAUCGUCCCCCCGAUGUACACCAUGCUUCUGGAGGAAAUCGCCUGGGCCCUUGAGGAGAAGGAGCCGUACAAUUUCUCCCACUACCUGAUUGUCUCUAAGAAAUACGAGGAAGUCGAAUCCAAACUGGACAUGGAAGACUCGCGCCCACAGAAGAAAAAGAAGAACUCCGGGAACAAGGCCGAGCAGUUCUUCUUCCACCCCGAGGACGAAGUGCUCCAGCGCCAUGCUAUUUGCUCGGGCUCGAUAGAUUAUACGCACAAGCACGAUGAUGGCCAUUCGGACUCCAAACGGACGUUCCAGGACUUGGGCAUCAAGACCUCGGGGAGCUUGAUGUUGAUUGAGGCUUCCAAACUUGAGGCCGCAGUCAAAGAUGUGACAGAUUACUUGAAAGCUCCUGUAUAA
This is a messenger RNA of Aspergillus clavatus NRRL 1, 876 nucleotides long. RefSeq names its product protein-transporting protein BCP1. The transcript is spliced from 3 exons. The record is from RefSeq and is a predicted model, not a curated record. Gene Ontology annotation, cellular component: nucleus. Bases 1 to 876 code for a protein of 291 amino acids. NCBI's taxonomy places the organism in Eukaryota, Fungi, Ascomycota, Eurotiomycetes, Eurotiales, Aspergillaceae.